Molecule: messenger RNA, 1818 nt
Organism: Solea solea (common sole)
Lineage: Eukaryota; Metazoa; Chordata; Actinopteri; Pleuronectiformes; Soleidae
Product: arrestin domain-containing protein 3-like
Exons: 6
Coding region: 103-1086 (327 amino acids)
Biological process (GO): protein transport
Cellular component (GO): cytoplasm; plasma membrane
Source: RefSeq, a predicted model, not a curated record
GUCAGAUGUCAAACAUCAUUGUUUGUACAGUAUCAACUUACUUCACACGCUCCACGCACACGCUGCGCUCUGUGGAGCAGCAACAGGACAGACCGGAAGACCAUGUCUCCGAUCAAGGACCUGUUUCUGUCAUAUGACGCCGUCAACGCGGAGAGAGUCUUCUCCGAGAGCGACAUCCUCACCGGGACGCUGUCCCUGACACUGUCCAAAGACACCAGAGUGAAGGCGAUCUUUGUCAAAGUCAAGGGGGACGCGCGCGUCAAGUGGACAGAAGGAAGUGGAGAAGACUCGACCACGUACUCUGCGCACAUUCGAUAUUUCAAACUCAAAGAAUACUUAUUGGCAGAAAGCGGCAAAGGCACUGCACUUUCCAAAGGAGUCCAUCUCUUCAAAUUUACCUUUCAAAUCCCACAUGGGGACAUGCCGUCAUCCUUCAAGGGUAAACAUGGAAGUAUUGUCUACAUGCUUGAAGCCAAGGUGAUGAGGAGCUGGCGGUGGCCGUCCAAGGUACAAGCCGAGUUUAAUCUCGCCUCAAACGUCUUGCGAUACUUUGGACUCACUGCAAUGUGUCCACAGGGUGGUUCAGUGGAAAAGAAGAUGGGUGUUUUUUCCAAAAGCGUGGUCCAACUGCAUGCUGUCAUGAACAGAAAGGUUUGCUCCCCAGGUGACAGCUUUUCAGUGGUUGCCACAAUCCACAACCCGUCUUCCAAAACGAUAAAGCCAAAAUGUGGCGUAUAUCAGGAAAUAGUGUACCGCGUCAAAGGCUCCCACAAAACCUGCGUUGAACGUCUGUGCAGAAUGGUCGGGGAUGCGAUCGUGCCAAACUCAGACAAGACAGUCUUCUGGCAGAUUAAUGUUCCCCCCAACGCAAUCUACACCAUGAUCAAUUGUGAUAUUGUCUCAGUCAUAUAUUACGUCAAGGUGUAUUUGGACAUCAGCUUUGCUUUCGACCCAGAGGUGGUGCUACCACUGGUUGUCAUUCCCGCCACCUUUGCCCAACUUGAGCCAGGUGAAGUUGAGAGGGGCCCAAGUGACAGCGACUUCCCUCCCUCUGCUUAUUCUGCUGAAUAUAACAAAGGGUCAUAAUAAUCACUGGCCACAGUAGACCGCUCCAUACCAACAAUACACUUCUGCUCAUUCUCCUGUACACGGAGAUGUGAAAAUAUGUACAUUGGUGACUUUAAGCAUUUCAAACGGUUUGUUACACACACAACUGAGCCUGAUUGCACUUUACUUUGAGUGUGUUGACAAUCUGCCAAUUUUAUAUUGUAUUCUCUAUAUUUUACGUGUAUUUUAUUAUUUUUGUAUUGUGUUACCCUGACAUUUUCUAAAACCUAUAUGUACUACUACUGCCUGUCUUGGCCAGUGCACUGAGAAGAUACGUUUUCAUUAGCAUCUAAUGCAUUUCCUCUGCAUAUGCAUCGGCAGUUUGUUGUACUUGAGUACAUUUCGGAAACCUGAGAGUGUCGCAACAGACCAAAACAUCUGCAAACGGCAAAAAUAAAAUUGCAUUUGUGAAUAAAGUGGCUGUAGUGACUAGUAAUGACGACAAGCGCAGAAAUAAAGUGAAGUGGACUGAUUAUUAAUCUCUCCCAUGUUGAUCCUAGUCUCGUGUGUUGAUCAGAUUUUAGGUUUGGGUGUGGACCCAGAAUCUGAGGAUUUUCAGGUUUCAAAGUGGGCCCCAGCACUCUUUCAAUUUAGGAAUGGCUGCAGUAGAGAAUACAGUUUGAGUCCAUCCAUGUCUCCUGAAUUUCAUCAAGGCCUUUCCGCAUUCUUGGCUGAGCAUCAUGACAGAGAAAAACAUCACGUGACCUUGCA